CACCGCCUUUUUUUAAGUAGGGUUUCUCUAUAGGAGCCCUGAAUACUAUUCUCAGAAAUGUCUCGGUUAAGGCUUUCACGCUGUUUUGGCUUUUAACGAAAAUGGCGUUUCGUGCAUUUUUCUGUAUUUGCCUGUGGCUUUUGUGUGGUUUGUGUGGUGUUUAUACAGAAGAAACGGUGAUAUCAGUGACUGAGGGAGAGUCUGUCACUUUAAAUACUGGUGUUACUGAACUACACAAAGAUGAUAAGAUACUGUGGUCGUUUAUACUUAACAGUUCAGAGAUUGGUUUAGCUGCAAUCUUUAAUCAGAUACUCUCUAUAUAUGAUGAUAAAGAGAAUAAUGAGAGAUUCAGAGGCAGACUACAGCUAGAUGAACAGACGGGAUCUCUGACCAUCACAAACAUCAACAGAUUACACUCUGGACUUUAUAAACUAACGAUCAUCAGUGGAGUGAUUAAACACAAGAGCUUUAGUACUGAAGUCUAUGGUAUUCUGCCUGUUCCUGUCAUUAUCAGAGACUCUUUAAUAAAUCUUUCAACAUCAGGAUCAUCAGUGUCCAGAUGUUCACUGCUGUGUUCGGUGGUGAACGUGAGUCAUGUGACUCUCUCCUGGUACAAAGGAAACAGUUUAUUGUCCAGCAUCAGUGUGUCUGAUCUCAGCAUCAGUCUCUCUCUACCUCUGGAGGUGGAACAUCAGGAGAAAAACACCUACAGCUGUGUGAUCAACAACCCCAUCAGAAACCACACUCAACAUCUGGACAUCAGUCAACUCUGUCAGACAAGUCCAGAAUCCAGCCGAACUUUAGUUCUCAUCGUUGUGUUUCUGCUGCUGUUUCUUCUUGUGGUCGUGGUUGUAGUCGUCUGGAUGUUUGGUCGCCGUAGGACAUACACACGAGCAAAACAAGAUGCUCAGGACAAUGAAGAAGAGGUUGACUAUACAGAUGCAACUUUUAUUCCACACAGAGCUCUGGAUGCUGAUGCUAAAGGACGCAAUCAGACGGUGUAUUCAGAAGUGGCUUUGAGGCGAUGAUCAUAUAGACGGCGUUAUCACACGGCUCAGUUUGUUACAGGACAGAAAUGAGACUGAAUUUCAUUUCAUUUUAUGUAAUUUCUCAUUUUUAAAAACAAAGAUCUCAUAUCUGGAACACACACAGUCGGUAAAAGGAUAUAUCACUUAUUUCAGGGACUAUAUAUAUAUAUAUGUGUGUGUGUGAGUACGAUUAAAAUGAACGUGUUCAUUACUGCACUGGGCUAAUGGCUCCCUCUGCAGACUGUUUUUGAGACUUCUAUGAAUCAAUGGCUCUUGGCUGGUAGAUAACCAACUUUGGGACAAAAAUCAUCUUUCAAAAGUUUAGAAUAACUUCCUUUGAUAAGCAACACCCCUGCUCUGAAGAUAAGACCAUUAAUACAAGUCAUUUUUACUUUAAUGUUGCCAGCAUUCGAAGUUUUUAUUUUUCUGAAGAAAGGCGUGGCGAUGUAAAACAUAGUAAAAAGUGCACUAUUUAACAGGUUUUGCAACAGUUAUCAGUAUUAUCUAUGCCUGUGUAAAGUGGUUGAUUUAUUGAAAUUUGAUUCUGUUCUGACAAACCAGGUGAUUUAAUAUGACUGAUGAUUUGAGUUUUCUCUAUUCAAAUUGUUUGAAUGUAGUAAUCUUGUAAUGAAGUGAAGUCACUGAAGUCUAUGGCUUUUUUCAUGUUUGAUAUUUAGGCUCUUUAUAUAAUAAACAUUAUAAAUGAAAACA
This is a messenger RNA of Puntigrus tetrazona (Sumatra barb), 1739 nucleotides long. RefSeq names its product CD48 antigen-like. Lineage: Eukaryota; Metazoa; Chordata; Actinopteri; Cypriniformes; Cyprinidae. Bases 102 to 1028 code for a protein of 308 amino acids. The record is from RefSeq and is a predicted model, not a curated record. The transcript is spliced from 6 exons.